GCUCCCCCUCAUCGACCAACAGCGAGAUCCCUCCUCAUAGUUGGCGACUUGGGAUGUUUGGGAUUGUGGAAAAGGGUUGUAUGUGUAUAUGAAUGGAUGAAUAAUGAUAUGGUGACUUGGGUUUUUGUAGAAUAUGGCUUAUCUCUCAUAUUUUUUUUCAACGUUUAAUCUCGCCUAGGCAACGACUAAUCGGCCUGGGCGCUGGGCGGUGCCUCUUCGCCUAGAUAGCGCCUAGCGUCUUCUUGAACAUUGCGAACAUCACAUGGAGAAGGUGCAAAAGGAAAUGCCUUAAUGUUCCUGACUACGGAAGAAUUUCGAUUUCUGGAGUAUCUGAAGGCAGCAAAAGUCCCCUUGAAUGAGUACACAUUCAAUAAAAAAAAGAAGCUAGAAAAAGUUCAGACUUGCCUGGAGAAAUGGGUGGCUGGGAACCAUUUCUUGAACAUGUCGGCAAAGGAAGCUUACCGAUCUUACAUCUUGGCAUACAACUCACACUCCAUGAAAGAUGUCUUCAAUGUCCACUGCCUCGACCUACAGGCGGUUGCAAAGUCAUUUGGCUUCUCUGGGCCACCAAAGGUAACCUGAACAUCGACAGCAGUGCCUCCAAGUUUAGAAAGACCAACAGCAAGUCAGCAACAAGAAGAAGAAAGGUAGCUUCAGCUACAGAAAUCCUUAUGGACGAUCAAGCCAUGAUAAGCAGAAGUUCAUAAGAUACUAGGUGCUGGGAGAGGCCAAGAAGCUUCCCCUCCAAAGUUUUGCAGCAGAUUUUGAUAUUUAAAGAAGUUUGCCAAAUUUCCAUCUUUCCUUCCAGUUUGAGAUACUCUUUUCCCUCCGCAGCAGAAGUUCUAUGCAACUCAUGAAGCUGCCGAAUCCUGAUAACUGUUAAACGACAUUGUUUCAGCGUCCAUUAAUUUAAAUUUUUUUCGGUCUAUUGACGAUGAAUAUAUGACACGACGAAGAAGACAAGAGUAACUGUAAUAAUGAAAGUAACUAGUCGAA
Linum trigynum is the source of this 996-nucleotide messenger RNA. The record is from the annotation of a GenBank genome assembly. NCBI's taxonomy places the organism in Eukaryota, Viridiplantae, Streptophyta, Magnoliopsida, Malpighiales, Linaceae.